Molecule: messenger RNA, 756 nt
Organism: Aaosphaeria arxii CBS 175.79
Lineage: Eukaryota; Fungi; Ascomycota; Dothideomycetes; Pleosporales
Product: NAD(P)-binding protein
Exons: 3
Coding region: 1-756 (251 amino acids)
Molecular function (GO): oxidoreductase activity, acting on the CH-OH group of donors, NAD or NADP as acceptor
Source: RefSeq, a predicted model, not a curated record
AUGGCCUCAUAUGUCAUCGUUGGAGCUUCUCGGGGCAUUGGGUACAAAUAUUUGCAGAUUCUUUCUGCAAAUCCUGAUAACAUAGUUAUUGGGCUUGCAAGAAACCCUGUGCCAGUUCAAGAAAAGCUGCGAGGAGAAGGGAUAUCGAACGUACACGUCCUACAGGGCGAUCUCACCGACAAUGCCUCUUUAGUUGCUGCAGCCAAAGAGGUAUCUCAAAUCACUGGCGGAUCCCUUGAUCAUCUCAUUGUCAACGGUGCCUAUUUGUCUGAUUCAACUCAAUUCAUCAGUCCUUCUGAAUUCAAAGGGAAAGAGGACCUGUUGGUUUCAGAACUCAACUCAAGCAUGGCAGCCAAUGUCGUCGGCGCCAUUUACAGUAUCAAUGCGUUCAUCGACCUUUCGAAGAAGUCCGAGAUCAAGAAAAUAAUCAUCAUCUCCAGUGGUGCAGCCGAUCUGGACCUCAUUGCUGCUGGUUCCUGGACCGGUGCCGUGCCGUAUUGUAUCUCUAAGGCUGCAGUGAACUUGUUGGCCGUCAAGUAUGCCGUUGAAUUUAAAACCGAUGGCAUCAUCUUCCUGGCAUUGUCCCCCGGGCUCGUUGCUACAGAGCAGAAUAACAACCUUGAAACCAACCCGACUUUCAAAGGUCCGAUCUCAAUGGAAGAAAGUGUUACAAGCAUGUUGGAGGUGAUUCAAAAGCUUACUAUAAAAGAAUCUGGUUCUUUCCUUUCCCAUCAUGGCGACAAAAAUUGGCUCUGA